AUGCCCACUACUGACGACAACAUAGAGAAACUCACCCCUUGGGUUUUCGAACAUGCCGAGUCUGCCGAUCUCUUCUGUGUUGAUCGCUGGCCCGAAGAAGAGUCGAAGGAUUAUCGAGAUAUCUUUCACCUCACCAACUCGUAUGUCUCCGAAACCAACCUCCUCGACGCCUCCCUCGCCGAGCCCCACCCCCUUCAAGCCUACUAUCCCGAAAGCCAACCCUAUGAUCCUGAUCGCAUCGAGCCGGGCAUUCUGGAAGAUGCGGUUGGGAGAGAGGAGCUUGUAACUCUUCCGCGAAAGAGCUGGGAGUAUUCUACGCGAGAGGAGUUUGCCCAUCUGAUGACCCUACAGGCCCUCGUGUUGAGAGGGCUGAUGGAGAGUCUUUAUCAGAAAAUGGGCUUGAGAGUUUCAAACUGCUCCGGGGAAAACGGCGUUGGACUAAAGCACAGAAGCUUUCCUGUAGCUAACCACAGGCAAUCAUAUCAUCUCGGCGGUCAAAAGUAUGCAGCCAGGCCUGAUGGCGCUGUUACUAUCCGUACUCAGAGACGGGACCUUCCCAUUCUGUCUUUCACGAGCGAGAUGUUUGUUCUUGGUUUCUACAAAAGGCAAAUCUUCAUUGCUCGUGGGUUCUUUAUAAAAGAUCAUAUAUCGCGGGUUCAUUCAAAGGGGUGCUCGGCUGAUGAAACCUUCACUAUAGCUUUUACACGAGGCUAUGACCUGUCCUCCAAGAUGGAUCGGGAUGAGGCUGUAGAGAAACUGGUAGGGUUGCUACGAUAUUUUCUCGGUGGGACUGCACAAAUAGGUGGCUUACAGGCCUUUUUUGACAAAUGA
Messenger RNA from Aspergillus japonicus CBS 114.51, 831 nucleotides. RefSeq lists its product as uncharacterized. The coding region runs from base 1 to 831 and encodes 276 amino acids. The record is from RefSeq and is a predicted model, not a curated record. The transcript has 3 exons. Lineage: Eukaryota; Fungi; Ascomycota; Eurotiomycetes; Eurotiales; Aspergillaceae.